UAUCCCCACUUUUUCCUCCCUAUAAGAACACAUUUUCUAAAGUUCCAUUCACAAUUCUAAGCUUUUGUGGUGCAUUAUUCUUGGAUCCUUAGAAGUGUCAUGGGUAGAAUUGGUGCCACCAUUGCAAUUCCAAGCUUUUGCUUGAAUAGAAUUAGGCCUCAUGUACAAAUCCGGUUUUCACCAAUCAAGAAUCAUGCAAAACAUCAUGGUACCACCAAGAAUGAAGAUGAUGAUGAAGAAGAGAGAAGGGUAGUUAAAGGGUGGGGUGGUGGUGGUGUUGAUGAGGAGGAGGAAGAGAAGAAGAAGAAUUCUGGAGACGCCACCGUCAAGUUUCCGGGCCGAAAAAUCAUGAUUUUGGUUGAUUCAAGCCUUGAAGCUAAGAAUGCAUUGCAAUGGGCACUCACCCACACUGUUCAGAGCCAAGAUGUUGUGGUCCUUCUUUAUGUAACCAAACGGUCCAAACCUUCUUCCAAACAAGGUCAAGAGCAUAGCAAUGAAAUAAGUCCAAGAAUCUCUGAAUUUCUUUCAUCCAUGAAAAAUACUUGCAAACUAAAGAGACCAGAGGUAGAAGUUGAGGUAGCAAUAGCAGAAGGAAAGGAAAAAGGUCCGGCGAUAGUGGAGGAGGCAAGGAGGCAAGGGGUGGCGCUGCUGGUUUUGGGACAGAAGAAACGUUCCACGACGUGGCGGCUGGUGAUGAUGUGGGCGGGGAAUCGGGUGGCGGCCGGCGUUGGCGGCGGCGGCGUGGUGGAGUAUUGCAUACAGAAUGCUACAUGCAUGGCCAUAGCGGUGAGGAGGAAAAGCAAGAAGCUUGGGGGUUACUUGAUCACCACUAAAAGGCAAAAAGAUUUCUGGCUUUUGGCAUGAACUCUAUAUAUUAUUAUAUUAUUGGAUUAAUUAGUUGCUAGUUUCAUUUAAUUGAGUGGGAUAAUAUAUAUUUGCUCUAUUACAUAUAGUUUCUUCUUGUUGUAAACAAAAAAACAUAGCACAUAUAUGAUUGGUAUUAAAAUGAGAAGGGGUUGAAUUGAUACU
Ipomoea nil (Japanese morning glory) is the source of this 1029-nucleotide messenger RNA. Its product is annotated as universal stress protein PHOS32. The coding region runs from base 100 to 864 and encodes 254 amino acids. The transcript is spliced from 3 exons. The record is from RefSeq and is a predicted model, not a curated record. Lineage: Eukaryota; Viridiplantae; Streptophyta; Magnoliopsida; Solanales; Convolvulaceae.